This is a messenger RNA of Mustela erminea (ermine), 1038 nucleotides long. RefSeq names its product jumonji domain containing 8 (gene JMJD8). Gene Ontology annotation, cellular component: cytoplasm. Bases 56 to 889 code for a protein of 277 amino acids. The transcript is spliced from 10 exons. The record is from RefSeq and is a predicted model, not a curated record. Lineage: Eukaryota; Metazoa; Chordata; Mammalia; Carnivora; Mustelidae.
CCCGAGGAACUGCUUCCGGGGUGGUCCCAGUUGCCACGACGACGGAGCUCCCAACAUGCCUCGCGGCGGCGGGCUCAUGGCGCCGGGGGCGCGGCCGCUCUUGCUGCUGCUGGUCUGGACGCUGGCGGCUCUGGCCCGGCGCGGCCUCGCGGAAGCGGGCGACGGAGGGUGGCAGCUGCGCGGGCCCGGGGCGCCGGCGGCCCUGACCGAGGAGCAGCGCUGCGCGGUGGAACGUCGGGCCGACCUCAGCUACGCCGAGUUCGUGCAGCACUACGCCUUCUCCAGACCCGUCAUCCUGCAGGGCCUCACAGACAACUCGAGGUUCCGGGCUCUGUGCUCCCGAGAAAGGCUCCUGGCCUCGUUUGGGGACAGCAUGGUUCGCCUGAGCACUGCCAAUACCUACUCCUACCGGAAAGUGGACCUGCCCUUCCAGGAGUACGUGGAGCACCUGCUGCAUCCCCAGGAUCCUACCUCCCUGGGCAACGACACCCUGUAUUUCUUUGGGGAUAACAAUUUUAGCGAAUGGGCAUCGCUCUUUCAGCACUACUCCCCACCACCAUUUAGUCUGUUGGGUACCACUACCGCUUACAGCUUUGGAAUCGCAGGAGCUGGUUCUGGGGUGCCCUUCCACUGGCACGGACCAGGGUUCUCAGAGGUCAUCUACGGCCGCAAGCGCUGGUUCCUAUACCCCCCGGAGAAGACACCAGAGUUCCAUCCCAACAAAACCACGCUGGCCUGGCUUCAGGAUAUAUACCCAACUCUGGUACCAUCUGCAAAGCCCCUGGAGUGCACCGUCCAGGCUGGUGAGGUGCUGUAUUUCCCUGACCGAUGGUGGCAUGCUACACUCAACUUGGACACCAGUGUGUUCAUCUCUACCUUCCUCAACUAGCCAGCUUGGGCGGCUGGUAGUCCGGGAUAUCUCGCUUCUGCAACACGUGAGGUGACAAUAGGCACCGGGAUGGGAACAGUGCUCCAAUUCCUGCUACCCAGAGAACAGACAGCUUACCUUUCUCUUCUCAUCCACCUGGGAGAAAAGCU